Messenger RNA from Salvia hispanica, 1624 nucleotides. RefSeq names its product hydroquinone glucosyltransferase-like. Gene Ontology annotation, molecular function: UDP-glycosyltransferase activity. Lineage: Eukaryota; Viridiplantae; Streptophyta; Magnoliopsida; Lamiales; Lamiaceae. The record is from RefSeq and is a predicted model, not a curated record.
AACACCUCUUCAACUUAUCAUCAUUCCACCUAAAAAAGUUGUCCAUCCAUAAUUACCCAAUCCAUGGAUUCCCCUCCUCCCCCUCCCCACAUCGCCGUCAUCCCAACUCCGGGCAUGGGCCACCUCAUCCCCUUAGGCGAAUUCGCCAAGAAGCUCCACCGCCUCCACGGCGUCACCACCACCUUCAUCCUCCCCACCGACGGCCCUCUCUCCUCCGCCCAAUCCUCCUUCUUCUCCUCCCUCCCCUCCGCCAUCGACCUCCUCCUCCUCCCCCCCGUCUCCUUCUCCGACCUCCCCUCCGACGUCAAGAUCGAGACCCGCAUCUCCCUCUCCAUCUCCCGCUCCCUCCCCGACAUCCGCCGCUCCCUCUCCUCCCUCCACUCCUCCCACAACCUCUCCGCCCUCGUCGUCGACCUCUUCGGCACCGACGCUUUUGACGCCGCCAGAGACCUCCAAAUCCCCUCCUACAUCUUCUACCCCUCCACCGCCAUGGCCCUCUCCAUGUUCCUCAACCUCCCCGACCUCCACAACAAAACCUCCGUCGAGUACCGCGACCUGCCGGAGAAGAUCAAGUUCCCCGGCUGCACGCCGCUCCACGGCGGCGAGCUUUUCGAGCCGGCGCAGGACCGGAGCAACGAGGCCUACAAGUGGGUGAUUCAUCACAUGGAGAGGUACCGGUUGGCCGACGGAAUCGUGCUCAAUAGCUUCCAAGAAUUGGAGCCCGGCCCGAUCGAGUACUUGCUCCGCCACGAGCAGGGCAAGCCCCCGGUCUACCCGAUUGGGCCGCUGAUCAAGAUGGGCUCGAAGCCCGAGAACGACGCCCCCAGCCCGUGCGCGACGUGGCUCGACGACCAGCCGAGCAGCUCGGUGAUUUACGUCUCAUUUGGGAGCGGCGGGACCCUCUCCCAUGACCAGAUCAUUGAAUUGGCAUCAGGGCUAGAGAUAAGCGAACAGAAGUUUUUAUGGGUGCUCAGGCUCCCUAAUGACACAAUUUCCAAUGCCACUUAUUUUAAUGUCUCUAAUAGUGGGGACCCUCUGGCUUAUUUGCCAGAGGGCUUUCUUGAGCGGACCAAGGGCCGGGGCCUGGUGGUCCCAUUCUGGGCGCCCCAGGCCCAGAUCCUGGCCCAUGGAUCGACAGGGGCUUUCCUGACGCACUGUGGGUGGAAUUCCGUUCUGGAAAGCGUCACGAAUGGCGUGCCGAUGAUUGCCUGGCCAUUGUACGCGGAACAGAAGAUGAAUGCCGUGAUCGUGCAGGAGGACGCGAAGGUGGCUCUGCGGGCGCGUCCCAGGGAGGACGGCAUCGUUGAUAGGGUUCAAAUCACGAACCUCGUCAAGGGUUUGAUGGAGGGAGAAGAAGGGAAAGGAAUGAGGAGCCGAAUGAGAGAUCUCAAGGAUGCGGCUGAGAAAUCACUUAGCGAAAAUGGUGCGUCCACGAAAUUCUUGAAUGAAUUCGUCGCAAAAUUGAAGAGGAAUGCUUCCAUAUAGUUCCAAAAUAUGUUGGCUGAGUAUUUAAUUUUGGUUUUCUAGUUGUGUAAAUUUAUGUAAAAUACUAUGCGUAUGUACUAUACAUGGCUAGAAAACUCAUUUUUUUUACUAUGCAUUUUAAUAAUAAGAGAAUUGUGUU